CAAGCGAAGUGUCUAAUGGAGCAGUGCGAAGAAUUGUUGCCUGAGCAAGAGAAGGACAUCGAGGAGCUGCUGAGGCUUUCUGAGCAAAUUACACAGCUGCUUGGACUGGAGGACUCGACAUCCGCAGGACUGGCACUGGUCAAGGACGUAGAGACGCUCAACAAGCGUCUCGGCAAUGUGCGUUCAGCCAUCGUCCAGUUGGCUGAGGCCGCCGAAAAACGCGCGAUCGAGGGAGAAGUGUGCAGUGACGAUCUCAAGAACACCAGGAACUUCCUAGACAACGUCCAAGAGUCACUCUCGGUUGUUGAGGACUUAAACAUGAAGGACGCCGAAAAACAACUAGAAUCUUUGAGGUCACACCUCUUGUCUUUGGGCAAAGCUGAGUGCCAGAUUCAAGCGAUACGAGAAAAAUCUGUUGAAUACAGUCCUGCCGCCACCGAACCAGAAAAUAAUUUAUGCAUCGUUGAAAUCCUACAGCUUUGGCAACAAGUGUUCCGAGAAACAUUCCAACAAUACCACCGCCUGUCUGCUCGUCUUGUCCGUAGCCAAGAUGGCGCGGAGGCUUUGCGCUUGUGGCAAGAAUAUCUGCAACACGUUCAGUCCUUUUUGUCCACAUCCAUUCCUGAAGACUACCAUAGCCUAACAGAACAUCAGCAUCUUUGUGAGGUGCAUCAAAAUCUUCUUUCUAGUCAACACACAUUGUUGCAAUCGAAGCAAGUCGAAGCCGCAAACGACAACUCGAACGACUUAGAUAAAAACCUCGCAGGACAAUUCAGCUCACUCACCAACCAGCACAACGAGACCCUGUCCAGGAUAAUGGAAAGACAUUCCCAGGUCAAAAGUCGUAUAUCAGCCUGGGACAAGUAUAGGACGGACCAAACAACUUUGCUGGCUUGGCUGAAAGACAUGGAGAAAGAGCGGUACCAAUUGCAGCUGCAAUACGUCCACAUUCAGUUGGUGCCCAAGGUGCUCAACUUAAUCAGAAACCUGCUGGACAAGAUCGCUGAAGGACAGUCUCAGCUGGACAACCUAAAGCACCAGCAGUUGCAGUUGUUGAAGUUCUCCGACCAGACAUUGGCAGCCUCCAUCCAGAUGGAGCACGCCGCCAUCACCCAGCGCAUUAAUAACCUGCAGGCUGGUCUUGAGACCUGGAGGGACUUCCUGCUCAGGGUGCUUGAUCUGCACACGAAUUUUGAGCUGCAAGCUAAUGUGAUUCAGAGCAAAUUAAACGACAUCAAGUCCAUCACUUGUAGAUCAUGUCCUACAUCCAAUACAGAAAUUAUGGCAACGAUCGAUUCACUUCGGGCGCAACGAACAGCACUGACCGAAUUGAUUCCUAGCUUGGAAGAGCUGAAUGUGGUUCAUGAACAGCUGAAGGAAUGCGUCAGCCCUGCCGAUGCAAAGAAAUUGAACCAGCGAAUGUGGUUGCUCUGGCAACAGCACGGAGACUUGGACCACCAGAUAGCAUUGCUGAUCCAUCACCUAGAAGAAAAAUUGGCUUUGAAAAAUGUUUUCGAUGCUAGGCAAGAGAGGUUCCUCACAUGGGUAGAAGACAUUGACUCAAGAGUUAAGCUAACUAGGAGCGUUUAUCCCAACAGUCUGAUGGAAGAUACAAACCACAUGGAGCGGGAGAUGGAGAGUGAAAUCACGCUGAAAGAGAGGGAACUGAAAUGGCUGAACUCGACUGGCGCCGAUUUGCUAGUGGCAGAAAACGAUGAGGAUCGGCGAUCAAAAACUGCUGAGCAAAUUCAGCAGGUGCAGGACGCCUGGAACCAAAUGCAGUUGGCGCGCAAAACAAAAUCGAGCAAACUGAGCAGUAUCCAGCAAACGUUCACUCAGCUCGAGUCUCAAAUAUCAGAUCUGCGAACUUGGUUGUACAACAUGGAGGCGAAAUUACUCACUCCACUGGUGUUCAGAUCUACCAGGGAGGAGGACAUCAAAGAAAAGCUCAAAGAGGCGGAGGAAAUUAAAAAGAGUAUAGAAAAGCAGAGCAGCAACCUGGCAUCCACCCUCAACUUAUUUGAAAUGUUCAUGGUAGACUGCGACUCGAACAAGAUGCUAAUCGAUACAAACCCUCUGCAGCUGGCUGUGGACUCUCUGGAGAAGCGGUGGGCAAACGUUUGCGACCUGGCAGAGGAACGAAAGCGAAAGAUCAGCUCUGUGUGGGUGCAUCUGCAGGAGUUGGAACGGCUGUGCAGUGAACAGGAGGAGUGGUUGAACACCCAGGAAUCGGUUCUCACGCAAAUUGAAGAGAACAGCAAGGGAGUGCCAAAGGAGGAGGUGCAGCCGUUGGUGGGCCAGGUGGAGGAUUUGCUGGAGCAAGUGGCCGCCAGGAACUCCACCCUUCAGCAGCUUGAGCAGCAGUACUCAAAGAUGGUAAUGGAGAGCAGCGGGUCCUUCGACAACCUGUGCGAAAUCACGGCGACCAUGAGACAGUCUCUGGCGCGCUGGAUCAGACUGCCCCAAAUCGCCUCUCUGUUGCUGUCAAAGCUGAGGAAUCUUCAGCAGCACAAUAGCCAGUUCAUCACGGCGCACAACAAUGCUGUCAUGGCUCUGACAACCAUCGACGUCAAGUUGACACAGCUGCAACAUCUUAAGUCUGAAAACGAACCGCCCCAACAAACUCUUAAAGCACUGCAGGCCCUUGAAGCAGAACUGGACUCGCACAACGAAACUUUCGAGAACGCAGACAAACUUGGCCUAGCUGUGAUGCAAUCCAUGGAGGGUGAUGACUUCUCCUCCAUCCAAUCUAUGAUUGACGAGUACCAGGAUCUCUGGAGCUCGAUACAGAAGCGCAUCGGUGAAUUCCGAGCUACUCUUCAAGCAGUUAAAGAAAAACCUUCCAAGAAGAGCAAAAAGAAGCAGCGUGCCGAACAACAACAACAGGCAGCUGCCGAGCAGAAACCAGAACCUCUGACCCUGGUCAACGAAAGCAUCCAGGUGUCCACUCUGGAGUUUGAGACUGAUCAGGCUGUGCAAGUUGAUACCCUACCACCGUUGAUGAGACUGACCUCUAAAGAGGGCUAUCAGUUGGAGCUCGACUCGGCGCUGAAAGAGUGCGCAGACCACCUGGACGCGUUGCAGAACGCCAUCGAAUGCUCCACCCCGCAAAUCGCGGAAGCCACCAUUGCUGCCAAUAAUUUGGUCCGUCUUAUCGGAAUGUGCCAGUCGUCCAUUGAUUUUGUAAAGCACUUGAGCUCUAUCCUCUCGGAACAAGAUCAGGCUAGCUUGGAACUGGAAAAACAAACCGAAAUUCAGUAUUUGAUGGAGCGAUUCAACAAGCUACUCUCCGAUGCCCACAAUCGGGAGAAGCACUUCAGAGAUGUCAGGUCGACGCACGACGAAGCUUUUGCCGUUCUAUGUGAACAUGGCAAAGCAAAACUGACAUGUCCGCUGUGCACCAACAAAAACUGGCAGCAGCUCGACAACGAUAUUUGGAGACUGGAAAAGUGGUUGCAGUACGCUGAAGGCACCCAGAGCGGCCAGAAAACGCCACCGACCAACAUAGAACAGCUGGAGGAUGUCAUUCAAGACAACAGGGAGUUCCUCCUUGAUCUCGACAGCCACAAAAGCAUUGUCGUGUCCCUGAACAUCGUGGGCUCGCAUUUAGCGGACAACACGGAAGACAAAGGCAAAGCGGAGUCACUGAGGGCGCGUCUGAAAAGCAUGAAUUCUAGAUGGGAAGCCGUGUGCCAAAGAGCUGCCAACUGGCAGACACAACUGCAGACUACCCUUCUAGAGAGCCGCGAAUUCCACAACACCAUUGACGAGCUCAACACGUGGAUCAAAAGAACCGAAAACUGCAUACGACAAACCGAACCAAUCGACUUGACCGAAGAUAUAUCAGUUAUUGAGAACAAAUUCGACAAAUUUAGGGAGCUGAAAUGCGAGCUGGAGCGGUGUGAGCCGAGAGUAAUUUCCCUGCAAGAGGCGGCAGAGCAAUUGCUGCGCCACUGCGAGGCCCCCAGGGGCUCAAACACGUGGAGUCGGCUCACCGACCUCCGUCUGCGGCUGCAGUCCCUACGUCGCCUGUGCGGUGUUUACAUCGUCAAGCUGGGCGCCGUGUUGGGACGUGAUCCUUCCGAGUUCAGCACAAUUCGACCUUCCCAUUUCGAUUCCACUUCCCUUUACAACUUACCCCCCCUUGUGGACCAAGCAGGUGCUUCCAGACUGUCAGCAAGUGCAGACGAGCUGCGUCUCAACAGAGCUGGCGAAAGCGGCGAUGAAGUGGACACAACGGUGCUGAGCCGCAGCUGCCAGUUCCUGGGCCGCGUCGUUCGCGCGUCACUGCCCAUCCAGGCGCUGAUGUUGCUUCUGCUGGGGGUGGCAGCGUUGGUACCGUCGUCGCAAGAGGACUUUUCUUGCACCAUGGCCAACUCGUUCGCCCGCAGCUUGGAGCCAAUGCUGAGAUACCCUAAUGGUCCACCUCCUAUCUGAAUGGGAGAACAAACUGCCAAUCCAACAUUUGCAUUUAGUCAACCAAUCUUGCUAAAAGAUAUAAAAAAACACAUUGUAACUUUCUCCCCGCCGCUGAUUGAUUUGCCGAAUUUGUCCAAAAAUUUAUGUAAUAAAGGAACAAACUAAAGUGUUACAGACCAGGAUGAACAAAACACUUGCCUGACAUAUUAUGUUAAACAAAUAAUUUCAUUUCUGUUGUUUUUCGAAUUUCUAUCAAGAUGUUAAUUUUUAUGGAUAUAUUUUUAAACGUAUCAGAACAAUUUUCAUGUCUGAUUUUCAUAGGGAAUGUUGCUUCUAAUCAAGUAAAAAGAUCUAUACACUAAAAUAAUCAAAUGUAAAACCGCUGCUUUCAAACAUUGGCCAGAGAUGUGAAAAAACGGUGGUGUUUUGGCUUCUUGCGCAGGCAUAUCCGGUCCAAUUGAUUGUCUGCACGAGAAGGCAAUAAAGCCAAUGAGUCCAAAAUUGAAAAUGCCUUAAAUAAGCUUCAUCCCCUCAGUCGAAAGGUUUUACUAGUCCUAUAACUGUGGGUAUGGAUUUUCAUUAACAAUUGAACUGUAAAAUAGGGUAACAAGAACGAGAUCCCUGAAAAUGGUGAAAUGUAAACAAGUCAAAGUAAACUGUGUAAAUUUCGUGAUUUUGUUGCUGAUAAAUUUGGUAAAAAUUGGUAGCGCCUCUAUAUAUCGCGAAAUUGGUAAAAAUGCUUUUAUGUAUUUAAAUUGGUGAUGAAAUGGAUAAAAUAUAAUAUAUUGUUAUUUGACUGAGGCGCGGCGUAAUACUAAUAGUCGGUGAUUUUGUAAUAACAUGUACUUCUCAGCAAUUAAUAAAUUUUACAUGAACAUUAAAAGCAAAAUAUCUGGUGUA
Molecule: messenger RNA, 5319 nt
Organism: Cloeon dipterum
Lineage: Eukaryota; Metazoa; Arthropoda; Insecta; Ephemeroptera; Baetidae
Product: muscle-specific protein 300 kDa-like
Exons: 16
Coding region: 16-4437 (1473 amino acids)
Biological process (GO): nuclear migration
Cellular component (GO): cytoplasm; meiotic nuclear membrane microtubule tethering complex; nuclear outer membrane
Molecular function (GO): actin filament binding
Source: RefSeq, a predicted model, not a curated record